Molecule: messenger RNA, 7261 nt
Organism: Centropristis striata (black sea bass)
Lineage: Eukaryota; Metazoa; Chordata; Actinopteri; Perciformes; Serranidae
Gene: slitrk3a
Product: SLIT and NTRK-like family, member 3a
Exons: 3
Coding region: 1474-4185 (903 amino acids)
Biological process (GO): axonogenesis; regulation of presynapse assembly; positive regulation of synapse assembly
Cellular component (GO): GABA-ergic synapse; postsynaptic density membrane
Molecular function (GO): protein binding
Source: RefSeq, a predicted model, not a curated record
ACUGCAAUCAGCCCCCUCCUUGCAGAGCUGCGAGAACUGGGAGAAUCGUGAUGGAGUCUCAGUCGUGCUUGUGAGCUCUGGCUCGGCUUGCUGCUCACAACACGGGCUUGUGUUGCCCGCUGGAGGCGAGGCGGGGGAAGGCACGCAAAACGGAAGGGGAAAGAUGAGACGUAUUUCCCUCUCUCUCUCUCUCCCCGCGUGCUUGAGAUAGCCGUGGCCACCCUCUUCGUCCCCACAGCGGAGCGGAGCCGGCAGGGUGAGCGCUGCCAACUUCGCUCUCACGCAGCUGCAGGAGAAAACUACUCCCCAGUAAGAAUCGAGUAUCAUUGUGAUCAUUAUUAGAUACGUCUCAAUAAUAAUAAAUUAAGAGCGCGUGGAGAGAGGGUCGCCCUGUGUCCUGACUGUCAUCCACAGGUCUGGCAGUCUCACCCACCCCGCUCGGCGCGCUCCCUCGCUCUUAUUUAUUUUUUUCCUCGGUGCGCGCCCCCGCUGCGAAAGCCGGAGUGCUCCUCACUCUCUCCCCUCUUUACUUCUCUUCCUCUCCUCCUCUCGACAGCAUCCAGAACUAUAGCGCAACCGUCCCCAUCACUCUUUUCCUCCCCUCCUCUCUCUCUCUCUCUCUCUCUCUCGCUCUCUCUCUCACCGCCAGAUCUCUCUCCACUGCGUCUCUCACCCCUUUGCUCCCCCCCAACCCACCCUCCACCUCCCCGGCUCAGUCCCUCAUUCCUCUGACGCACGACAGGGAAACGGCCCGAGGAAAGAGAGAAAGACAAAAAAAGAAAAAAGGGGAAGAAAAAAAAAAAGAAGCAGCAGCUGACCAAAAACCGUCGAUAUGAUCCACAGACUCUUGCUACUGCUGCACCGGACAGAGGCACGGUCCUGAAACCGAGAGGAGAAACACUCUCACCCGGCUGUUGUUGAGCGCUCGCCCGAGGGGGGGCGGCGACGGCGGCGGAGGAGAAGAAGGAGGAGGUGGAGGAGGAGGAGGAGGAGGAGGAGGAGAGGGGAGGAAGAGGAAGCGGACGGGCACAAGUCGAGGGCUUGCAUUUUAAGCAAACUGCUUAGAAAAAAAGGGGAGACAAGAAAGAAGGGGAGAGAGUCAGAGUCACCGGAGAGCGAGAGUGGGAGAGAUUGCAUUCCUAUCACGUCUUCAUUUCUCCUCUCUUUUGCCUCAGCCACUGAGAGAGGGUGAGAGAAGGAGGGAGAGAGAGGGAAGGAAAGAGAGAACGAGCAAGAGAGAGAGAGAGAGAGAGAGAGAGAGAUCUAACAAGAUUCACACUAGUGGGCUUUUUUUCCUGAUGCUGUCCAAUUGCAGAACGAAACUAAGCCCGGCAUCGGACGGUGAGCGGGACGCACCGGGCAACAGCAGAACACAUCACAGGAGGAUAUGUGAAGUUGGAAUCCCACUAAACUAAUGCUGUGAAGUGGCUCUGUCCCUGGAGCCAAGACUUCAUCCCCUUGGUGUCAGCGAGGAUGCUGUGGGUUACCUUGCUGAGCACCAUAGCCUUAGGAUGGACCACCCCGAUCCCACUACUAGAGGACUCAGAGGAGAUCGACGAGCCCUGCUUCGAGCCCUGCUACUGCGAGGUCAAGGAGGGCAUCUUUCACGUCCACUGUGACAGUAAAGGAUUUACAAAUGUCAGCCAGAUCUCCCAGAUAUGGAGCAGGCCCUUCAAGCUCAACCUGCAGAGAAACUCCAUGCGGAAGCUUUACUUUAACAGCUUCCUCCAUCUCAACAAUGCCAUAUCCAUUAAUCUGGGUAAUAAUGCCUUGCAAGAUAUCCACGCGGGAGCAUUCAAUGGCUUGGGAAUACUCAAGCGGCUGUUCCUACAUGAAAACAAACUAGAAGUUUUCCGGAAUGACACUUUUCUGGGGCUGGAGAGUUUAGAGUAUCUCCAGGCGGACUACAAUGUUAUCAAACGGAUUGAAAGUGGUGCGUUCAGGCACCUUCAUAAAUUGAGAGUGCUCAUACUAAAUGACAAUCUGAUCCCUGUGCUCCCAAAUUAUCUUUUCCGGUCUGUGUCACUCACACAUCUGGACCUGAGAGGAAACAGACUAAAGACAUUGCCAUAUAAGGGCACGCUGGAGUACGUUGGGAGGAGCUUAAUGGAAAUCCAGCUGGAGGAGAACCCCUGGAACUGUGUGUGUGAGAUUGUCCAGUUAAAAACGUGGCUGGAGAGAAUCCCUUAUACAGCUUUGGUGGGCGAGAUCACAUGUGAGUACCCAUUCCACUUACAUGGGAAAGACUUGCGGGAAAUCAAGCGCAGCGAGCUCUGUCCGCUGCUCUCCGAUGCAGAGAUUGAGGCCAAGCUGGGAAUUCCCCGGGUCCCAUUCAGCAACGAGAACACAUGGCCUACUAAACCUUCCUCCAUGCUCUCCUCCUUUCACAACACAGCCUCUUCUGUGGAAUACAAGGAAAGAGUUGUCAAGCCUACCAAACGACCUCGGCCCACAAAGAACCCCCCAACCCCUCGUAGCAUCUACCCGGGCAUCAACCAGCCCCCUGUUGCUGGCUACCAAACAAGGCCUCCUAUCCCAAUCAUUUGUCCGACUGGAUGUACUUGCAACCUUCACAUCAAUGACCUUGGGCUGACGGUGAACUGUAAAGAGAAAGGCUUUCACAACAUCUCUGAGCUCCUGCCUCGGCCCCUCAAUGCAAAGAAAUUAUAUCUUAGUGGGAACUUAAUACAGAAAAUCUACCGCUCUGAUUUCUGGAACUUCUCAAGUUUGGAUUUACUGCAUUUAGGGAAUAACCGGAUAUCCUACGUCCAAGAGGGCGCGUUUAUCAACCUGCCAAACUUGAAAAGUUUAUAUCUGAAUGGGAAUGACAUUGAAAGACUCACCCCUGGGAUGUUUCGGGGGCUUCAGAUGUUGAGUUAUCUUUACUUUGAGUAUAAUGUCAUACGUGAGAUACAACCUAACUCCUUCUCCCUGAUGCCAAACCUCCAGUUGGUUUUCCUCAAUGACAACCUGCUACGCUCCCUCCCAAAUGAUGCUUUUGCUGGCACCAACCUUGCACGUCUUAACCUCCGCAACAACUACUUUCUUUCCCUGCCUGUGCGUGGCGUUCUCGAGCAUCUGACCUCUAUUGUCCAGAUCGAUCUCCAUCAGAACCCCUGGGACUGCUCCUGUGACAUCAUCCCCCUCAAACAGUGGCUGGAGAAGCUCUCCUCUGUCAUCGUGGUUGGAGAUGUCAUCUGUAAGACGCCUGAGUUUGCUUUUGGGAAAGACCUGCGUUCACUGGAGGUGGAGGUCAUCUGUCCUGAGCUCAAGUAUUCUUCGGGCCCCUCCCCGGCCCUGCCUGGGGAUGACCUCACCACGGGGAGCUCUGACAUGGGGGAGGCGAGCAGGAGAGGGGCGGUCCCACUGUCGGUCCUCAUCCUCAGCCUCCUCAUCCUCUUCAUCUCUGCCGUGUUUGUGGCUGCCGGGCUUUUCGCCUUUGUUCUCCGUCGCAGGAAGAAGCUUCCCUUCCGGAAACGUUCCGAAGUCGAUCUGACGGGGAUCCAGAUGCAAUGCAGGAUUUUUGAGGAUCCGCCGAGGCAGAGCUGUGCCGGUAACACUGGCACGCCAGAGAAACCGACACCCAGUAUGCAUACACACACUCACACUGGUCACACACAUGCCCACGGUCAUGUUUAUGAUUACAUCCCCCACCCUGUGACUCAGAUGUGUAACAACCCCAUCUAUAAGCCUAGAGAGGGGGAGAUAGCAGAGGAAGACAGAACGCAGUUUUCAGAGAAGAAAGACAAUGGCAGCGGUAGCAACAGUAACUACAGAACCUUGUUAGAGAAAGAGAGAGAGUGGACCCUGGCCGUCUCCAACUCUCAACUCAACACUAUCGUCACAGUAAACCAUUCCACAGCUGACAUGGCAGGAUUCCAUGAGAACGGUGGGCUCUGCCCUACAGUAAUUGACAGUCAGAGGCCCACGCCGACAGUGGGCUUUGUAGACUGUUUGUAUGGGACAGUACCCAAGUUAAAGGACAUGCAUGUGGCGCAUGCGCACCCACCAGGCAUGCAGUACCCGGAUUUGCAGCAGGAUGCACGGCUGAAGGAGACAUUGCUUUUCACGGCGGGGAAAGGCUGCUACCCCGACCCGUCUCAAAGCGAUUACCUCGAGUUAAGGGCCAAACUUCAAACCAAGCCGGAUUACCUCGAAGUCUUGGAAAAAUCUUACCGGUUUUAACAUCUAUAGCCCAUGGAGAGAGAAAAACAAAAACAAAAAUCGACACAUUCACUUUGCCACCCUCAAAACAAAAACCCACCCAAAACCAAUAUCAAAAAAAACAAACUUGAAAAAGCAGCAUGAUAUAAAAUAAAAAUAUUAUAUUACAGUAACAACAAAGUUUCCCCCCCAAAUCACUUUGGAGGAGAGGCCAUUCUCAGAUAUUUCAAUGAAGUGCCUUUUUUUCAGAGUAGCCAGCAAUGUCAACAGCCGUUAUUUUUAUAAUAUAUAAAUAUCUCUAUAUGCCCAAGAGAGAGCAAAAGAGGAAUGAGAGGGGCACCGGGGAAUAAAACAUACAAAACAUCCUAAAUACAUCCGUCACUAAAACCCCUUUUUAUGGAGUUACCAUGAUACGCAAGACGCACGGGAGCUGGACGUCUCCCUGACUUGGGGGUUCCCUUUCUGUCUUUUACCCCUGACUAGGAUGUACAAACACCCGGAGGCCGUGCACAUAAAGUUUGUAGGAAAUGAUGGAAAGAGAGAAAAAAUACAUAUAUUAAAAUGAACUGCAGUUUGCUGCAUGCACUCGCUUCAGUGCAGGAAGCGAGGGGAUUUACUCAGAACUAUCACAUCACAUUAUGAACAGAGAUACUGCAACACAUUUACAGUUCAGUGUUCUAUUUAAUUUUUAUAUCUUAUUAAUAUGGUUAUUACUAUUAAUGAGGACUUCUGUCUAUAUCAGGGUGCUUCUCGUAAAAAAGGACGCGCCGACGCACGGAUGGUAAAACAUUUGUGAAUAUUAUUAUAAGACAACGCUCAAGGUUUUCUGGAUAUUUCCUCGCACUUUCUUGACCCACCCCCCCUCCCUGCCCCAUCAUUGCUUCUGGAUCCCCCCCCCACCCCCCACCCCCCCAUCAUCACCCACUAACGGCUUUGUAGGAGGCACUUUUAAUGUUUUCUCUCUCACAAAGAUUUGAAGAAAAAUGUGCAUAUAUUUAUUCUGUAAUUUCAGUGAAGAAUUUAAUUGUAAAGGUAAUGUUAAAUCAAUGUAUAGUGAUUAUGCGUCUGGUAUAGCCUUCUUAAUAAAAACAAACUCUUCAAUCAAAUGAUGAAAGGGUUGAUGCCACGGGAACCUGUGUGUGGAGCACUAUUGACAGGCUGUGCAUUUUGGUGUCUUGUUAAAAUGGCAUGUUGAAGCUGUGGCCAACCAUCAUGAGGUAAUGCUGCUGGAGACUGAAGGAUAGCUACUUAACCAAUAGAGUGCUGGACAGGAAUGUAGUGGAGGGCAAUAACAUUUUCACUCAGUUCAGCUGCUUAUUAUUUUUGGCAUUAGAGCCAAAUUAAAUUAAGUUAUCAGGGAAAGGGGCAAUUAAGAGGGCAAACAAUGUUUUUGGGGGUUUUUUUCCUGGAAAAUGUAAUCACUUUUUUCUGUGUAUUGGUAGUUUGUUCCUAUGAUCUUCACUGCUGGAUAUCAUAGUGCACCAUUUUUACUUGCCACUACAUUACUGGUCCUAGUUGGAUGUCAUAUAAAGGGUUAAAGAUACAGGAAACAAUAACAAGCCAAGUGAAUGCUGCUGGUUUUGAAGUGGAUGGAUAUAAUAUGAUGGAUAUACCAAAUCAGUGAGGUACGCUGCAAUUUUAGUUAUCUAAACGGGUAUUGCUGAUGUAAGCUAACAAACAGUAAUUUUUAAAAAAGAGCAACUGAAAACAUGAUUGCAAGUCGUUCUUUGAAUUUGCGCAUCUAAUUUCUGACUCCCUCCACAGUAGCAGUGUGGACUGAGUCCACUGGAGGGCGAUAAAAAGGCGUUCAGAUUAAUUGGGCAUUUAGCAGAUUGGAUGCUGUUAUAAUGUAAUGCACAAAAUGUUUAUCUUAAGAGAUCAUCAUGUCUCAUAUUCAGUAUAAAUAUAUCUAUAUGUUAACCUACAAGUGGCAUAAGAUCAUUUUAGUCAUUCCAGCACAGUUUCAUUUGUUUCAUGCUUUUUUCUUAUAUUUUUUGUGCUUUAUUUCAACUAAUUAUCUUGAAAAAGGCAGAAUAAAACAGGUCACUCUAGCUGUACCAACAAAAUGAAACAUUAUUUUUGAAAAAGAAAACUGACCAUUGCUUAUAUAUAUUGUUGGUUUUUUUUACCCAAUCGAUCUUCAAUAAUCUCUAUUUUGCUGUGAUUUUUGAUGUUUCAUAUUUCCCUAUCAUUCAUUUUUGGGGACCAAAUAGAAAAAAAACUAACAAAAACCAAGGUUGAAGCAGCUGUGGAGUAAAUAUGGUGUUAUACAGUACACAUCAUCAUAGUGCUGUUUCUUUUUUUUUCUCUUUCCUGAGGAGAAAUUGUUAAUUUGGGGAAAAAAUAUGAUGCAAUCUUGAUGUCUAUAAAUUUGUGAAUAUCUAUGGAAAAAGGAGGGUGCAUUUCUGUUUUGUUCUUUAAAAAAUGGGCAUGAUAUGCAAUUUGCUUUGAUUUCAAUAGGUUUACUAGGAGUGAUGAUCCUCAGUUGCAAUUGGGUGUUAUAGUUUUCUCAUAUGUGUCAACUUACACUAAGUGGAAGAUAUGUAGCAAACCACAUACUUCCCUUUUAAAUGGGAAGGCCCUUAGCUAGUUUAGAGCAGUCAUCACCAGUAUUGAUCAUCAAUGAUCCAGUCUAUAAGCUUGCAUAAUAUGAGACAUAUUACCUUGUGUUGUAUUCAUUGUUUGGUUUCUUUGACUAUUAUUGUUGCUCAGAUGAGUGGAGGUCAUCUUCAUAUAAAGCCUUUGUAAGCAUGGUAGCAUUGCAUCGAGGCUCUUUGUUUUCUACUUGCAGAAAGUUUCACAAUGCUGUACUCCCAUGUUCUGCUGCCCCACCUCAUUUCUCUGCUCCUUUUUCUUUUUUUUAAACUACUACACACUCUAUACUAUACAUUCACACAUACACACACACACACACACACACACACAUACACGUUAAGCCUUCCUUUCCCUGACCAAGAGGUUAGACUAUAUGGUCAGCAUUUUCAGUCUGCACUCAAUUUGAUUAAAACAUAAUGCACUACUCUGUUAACCCCAACCCUCACCAUCACCCCCACCCCCACCCCCAAAUAAAUAAAUAAAUAAAGUUUUUGGGAUCAUU